Messenger RNA from Mucor velutinosus, 1677 nucleotides. RefSeq lists its product as uncharacterized. The record is from RefSeq and is a predicted model, not a curated record. Bases 1 to 1677 code for a protein of 558 amino acids. Lineage: Eukaryota; Fungi; Mucoromycota; Mucoromycetes; Mucorales; Mucoraceae. The transcript has 4 exons.
AUGGUUAAAUCAAAAAGCUCUAGAAAGCCCAACAACAAAAAGAAGACAAACAACAAUAUGAUUCAUCCUCAUAUUGAAUUGAUUCAAGCUGAAAUCUGCACACUUGCAGAAGAAAUAGAGCACAUUGAAGCGAUUCAAAAAGAGAGAGAACUGGAUGCCGCAGAACAACUUCAAAAGGACAUUGCCACUGCUUGCCUUCAAAAGUACCAAGCUACAUUAGCCAAGCUGAAUGACCCACCCAUGGUCAGCAAAGUACGUUCAUACCAAGAUGCCUACAAUACCAAGAAGAACGAAGCACAGAUUCUCUUUCUUUUACAAUUUUUCUACAUUGUACGAUUAGGACAACUUGGAUUGUUUGAUGUCAUUGAGAUGGAAGCUUCCCCUAAAACCAUGCUUAACGCCAUUACAGAUGUAUGCGAUCGACUCAUUGGCGCAUCUGUGUAUUAUGCUACAGAGCCAUCAUCUGCUAUCAAAACACAAAAACGCAAGCAAGUAGCUGAUAUAUUGAAGAAAUUCGAUACGAGCUCUGAAGACGUUAUUUUCGAAAAUAUCUCUUUCAAAGAUAUCAAGGACUUGAUUCAGCAUAUUUGGGAUAAUACAGUCAAUGAAGCACGAGUUUUGGAGAACACUUUGAUUGACGAAUCUGCUGCAACAGAAUGGGCUGUGAUUCAGUUUGAGAAUAUGGUUCAAAAUGGUGAGAUCAUACCUGAAGUUGGUUCUGAACACAAUGAUGGGGUGGAGCAGCAGCCUGCAUCAGAGACAAAGGCGGAAGCCUCACAACAAGGGCCAGCGCAUCAGGCAUCAAAUGAGCCUGUGGACCAGAAACCCUCCGCAGAAAUUCAGUCUUCACCCACUGCCGAUGAACUGAACGCAAAGGACAACAAUGAAGCUUCUGCUGUUAGUGAAUGGGACAAAAAGGACGUCAGUGAAACAUCAGCGGCUAAUGACUGGAGCAAGACACAAGUACUCGAAGCACCCGUCGUGGACGAAUGGAGUAAGAACGGCAAUGUUGGAUCAGGUACCAGUGCCUGGGAGGAAAAGGAAAAGUCUGAGACACGAGCAGUCAGCAAAGAGUGGACAGAAACAUCACAUCAUCGCAAAUCCUCUAGAUCGUCUGCCAAAUCCAGCUGGAAGUCAAACAAUAGAUUUUCUACCGAGCCCAAAGAGCCUGCGGAUUGGAAUGUGAAUGAAAGUCGAGGAUGGAGUAAUGUGGUUGAUAAUGCUGUCAAAGCUGACACUUGGGAUAAUGUUGAAACUAGCGCCACCAAUGAUGAUGCUGACAAUAAUUGGGCAUCCACACCAGAUGAACAACAACAGCAAAAGCCUACUGAAACAGAUGUACAGCAGCAACUCCAACCACACCAACAAGCCAGUACGCUCCCUCUUUCUCCCAGACUCAUUGAUACCAAAGAACAGCAGCAAGAAUCUUAUAACUCUGAAACAAAUGACAACUGGAGAAGAAGAGGUAUAGAGGACAUAAACAAUAGUAGAGGCAGAGGAUCAUCUUAUCGAGGAGGUUAUCGCGGCAGUAGCCGUGGUGGCAAAUUCAGAGGCGGCGGAUCGGGUGGAGGAAGAAGCAGAAGUGUCGGUGGUGGUUUUCGAGGUCGUGGAAGAGGUAGAGGCCGCGCUGCUGAUUUUGAUAGUGAGGGACACCAUCACUCUGGUCCAUCCCAAUAA